AUGUCCAUCGUGAUUCAAAUGCUCUCAAAGAAUAUGGGUAUCACUGACCCUAAGGAGCAAUUAAUGGCAGUUGAUCUGAGCGCCGACACAAGUCGUAGCACGAUGAAGUCAAAGAAAGGCCAGAACACCAGUGGACUAGUCAUCCUAGACACGGACAAGACUUUAUCCACUAUUAUGGCGUUAAUGGAGCCACCCAGGGAUGCUAAAAAACAGUACCAACAGCUACCAUUAGACUUUAGUAGUCAUGCUGUUCGCCCUCAUUCCAAAAAGGCAUCCCAGGAGAAUCCUACUUCUGCUCACAACCAAAUUGACGUACAACGCCACCAAAUUAUCCAUUCAAAUUCCUCCUCUUCAGCUUCCUCAGCUUUUUUAACUUCCACAUUUCUAUCGGAACCACCAGUCAUCAGGGUCAAUCUAACAGCUUCAAAGCCUUGUGACAGACUAGUAGGCUAUGGAAGUGGACCCAACUAUGUAUUUGAGACUGAAACCCUGACAGGCGUUUCGAAUACCCUACUUGAAGAAACUAACGACCUAUCUAGUCCCGAAGAUGAUGAAAAUGACAGUGGCGCUGUAGUUUUGCGCGCUAUAGCCUCUAAAGCUAGUCAUCCCAACAAUGAACAGGACUGUGAAGAUACAGAAACACCAUCAAUUUUAGAUCAAACAGACACCAUGGUUGAUGAUCUACUGCAGACUAAGUCAGAGUCGCAAGAUGAGGACAGGAAUUUAGACACCCUCCUUUCGCCGCCAUUUAGGUGGAAGACAGUUUAUGUGGCAGCAUUUGAGCUAGCCCUAGAUACUGUUCUUCCAGAAGAAGCAUUUCUUUUCACUGAUGAGGAGCACACGAUCAUUGAGACAUAUCGAGCUUUGCCAGAUGACCCAAAGCAUUUGUUUGUUCGACUAUUUCUACGGAAACAAGAGUUUUGGCAGCGACAGGACAAAUUAGAGGGCCGGUACCGGGAGAUUGAACAUCUCAAGUCUGCCGUUCAGCAGCUGGUCGUGACAGGGCUGGUGAUGGAUAAGAGCGCUAUCCAGGAUCCGGAGGACGCACUUGCCAUGCUGACCAUGGAUGAACUCAAGCUAUUAGCGCGCAGAAUUGGUAUUAUGGAGAAAAUGUCAGGGAAGCAGAGACGAGCAAUGAUCUCAACCAUCUUGGAGCACUUUCGACAGCAAGCAUUCAUCUCGAAGAGGCUGCUUUUAGCUCCAGGGGGGACGGUAAAUGGCGAUGGAGCUGGCCGUAAGACUGGCUUAGCGACACACGCUUUCUCAGGUGACGCAGCAAAGAGGAAUAAUGCACUCAUAGAUAAAAUCAUAGAUAUUUCUGGCCCUUGUAUCAAAAUAUACCCUAGCGUCAUGACCGUUUUUGAGCGUUUACACCUUGUAUUCUAUCGUGCACGAGAGUUUACAGAGAAACCAGCACUUUUAGAAGCUAUUUUGGCUAAGAUUGGCCAGCGCACCUUUCCCAGUUAUGAAAUCACGAGGACCAACACUGUGUUUCGAAAUCGAGAAGAGCUUCUGAAAUACGAGGCAGCUAUAAAACUUCACUUUGAUCUCUCAAGGCUGAUAGAAUCUGCCAUGGGGCCUGGACGCGAAUCAGUGGUGUAUGUGCGGAGCGAUGAGAGCAACGAGGCUAGCGGGCUAAAUAGUCCGCAGCCUCGCAAAGUUGUCAAGCCAAUCAGGAAGCCCACCAACGGCAUUAAUGUGAAUAGUAUUGAUGGAGAACCAGUCAGUAGGGGUAAAGAUACAGAACGGGAGCGGCGCCGUCUAGAAGUAAUUGGGAUUUAUGAGAAAGUGAUCCAGGAGGCUGAAGGGAUUAGAGGUGCAUGGAGUGAAUACGUUGCGACAGAAACGGAGAUUUCAAAAAAAAGUUCCAAUUAUUACCUUUUGCGCUUUUCCCCUGGUGAGCUAUGGUCAAAUAUCUUGAGAUUGGAGUUGCGUGCGUUUGCGUUCUUAAAGCGCUUUGAAGAAGAAUCAAUCCUGCUGCACGAACUAUUGGAUCAGCAUGUAUACUGUUUAGGACAACGAGGCGGAUGGUAUGAGCGACUAGCUCUCAUCAAAUCCAAUUAUGCUUUUCAGAAACGACUCGGAAAGAAAGAGGCGCACCAGAUCUGUAUGAUGGCGCUCCGUGACAAGCAUGUUCAUGCCGUGGAUGCUACGCUCAUCCAAGGCAGGCUAAUUCGUUUAGAGAGUGAACUGAAGAUCCCUUUCCGGGAUAGACAUGAUUUUUCGUAUCUUACUCUUCGAAAGGCACAGACACGCAUUCUUACAGGAGAGCGACUCAACACUCCAGGCACAGCAGCGCCAGGCUAUGCUUCUUCGCAUUCGUACUCGUACAUACCCAGCUCUACAGGAGAAGGAUUAUCUGGCUCCCGUAUUAUUGCACAACAGCGGCCUUUGUGGAGAAAUAUUGAUGGUUCAGAUUGCUCUGUGGAAGAGCUUGCAUUGAGUUAUUACAAGACCCUUGGAUAUAUGGGUUACCACUCAGAAAACAACAUUCUGUCUACAUUGUUUGGAUUGUUGUUUUGGGAUAUCCUCUUCUCGCCACAGCCUGGUGUAUUUGAGACCUCGUACCAAACGGAGCCGUUGGAUUUGAGAACAGAUGCCUUCUUCAUGCAAAGACAGGAGAUGAUCAUGGAGCGCCUUGAGAACAUUGCAAAAUCCAAAAUCAUAGAGGAACAACGUGUGAAUUUAGAUCAAAAUAGACAGGGGCAAAGAGGAGGACAAGGAGGUGAGGAAGAUGAGCCUCUUCUGAAUAGGCAGCAGAGACCAAAAUCAAUCCACAAAGACACAUUGGAAAGGGGCGUUAAUAAUGAAAUAUCGUUUCAUGAUACAAUCAAGCAAGAGUUUUCUGGACAGGAUGCUGGGCAUCCAUGUACGGUACAGCAGCAACAAACUGAAAAUGGGCGUGAGGAGGUCUUGGCCAAGAAGAGAAAGGAAUGUUUUUAUUUAAAUUUGAUGCAAACGCAUGAUGACUUGUAUCGUGAGAAGAAUGUUUAUUGUGUCGGUGUGAAUUGGGUCUUUACAAAGACUGAGCUGCUGGAGAUUGCUGAGUGCAUCGGUGGGACAGCUUUGUCUGAGAUUUGCAAAGUCAUGGCUCAGGAAUACAGUAAGCGCUGUUCAGGCAUGCCCGAUCUAUGUUGUUGGGACUACAAAAGGAAAUUGGUUAAGUUUGUCGAAGUUAAAGGUCCCGGCGAUCGUCUUUCGUCCAAGCAAAGAAUUUGGAUUGAUCUGUUGACGUCCCUGGGCAUUGAUACUGAGCUUUGUAUUAUACAAGUAGCAAAAGACGAGGAUGCUUUCCAAGAGGAGCGCGAAGCACUCAACUAA
Molecule: messenger RNA, 3321 nt
Organism: Lobosporangium transversale
Lineage: Eukaryota; Fungi; Mortierellomycota; Mortierellomycetes; Mortierellales; Mortierellaceae
Exons: 9
Coding region: 1-3321 (1106 amino acids)
Biological process (GO): interstrand cross-link repair
Cellular component (GO): nucleus
Molecular function (GO): 5'-3' exonuclease activity; flap-structured DNA binding; 5'-flap endonuclease activity
Source: RefSeq, a predicted model, not a curated record